Oikopleura dioica is the source of this 1134-nucleotide messenger RNA. The record is from the annotation of a GenBank genome assembly. NCBI's taxonomy places the organism in Eukaryota, Metazoa, Chordata, Appendicularia, Copelata, Oikopleuridae.
AUGGCUGUCAUCGAAAGAGCCGUGAAAAGGUGGCCAGGUGGCCAGGGUGGUUCAAAGGAGCAAGAAAACGUAGAGUCUAGCUCUGAGUCCGGCUCUGAAUCUGAGUCAGAGUCUGAGUCAGAACCCGAUGAAACCAUGUCCGAUUCCGAAAUGUAUGACGAAAUGCAAAAGAUGGCCUCUGAAGAUGAUAGUCUCGGAGAGCAAAUAAAAAAGAUGUCAGCGUUGUCAAAAUCACUCGCAGCGCAGCCUUUGGAAGAAAUUCAGGCCGAAGAAUUAGAGUUCCGGGACAAAUGCGUGGAAAUAGUCCUAGAAUUAGCAGCAAUUUCAAAGAUGUCGCCGCUGCAGAAUGGAUCCGUUGGAACUCGCGGAUCGAAAAAGCACAUCCCGAUCGAUUUGAACGUCCCUUUGAAUGGCAAGGACAAGCUCUCGGAAAGGUUGAAAACGAUCAAGGAUUUGGGCUGGAGCGGUGCGGCAGUGUCAGUUUAUGUUCCAAGCGGCAAGGAGAUUCCGAAGCCGCCCGUGAUAAAGGAGGAUUUUGGAUUGAGGCUUUUUACGAGGGUUACUGUAGAAGUGGUGACAAACACAGACAAGUACAAUGUGCGCAGCGGGAAGAGCUCGACGAAUUUGACCGAUUACGACAUAAUCUGCGUGAUUCCCGGCUCGGAGAAGAUCUUCCAAGACUGCUGCAAAGACGUCGACUGCGAUUUGAUCAGUUUCGAUUUGGCGGAGAAGCUGUCUUUUGAUGUGCGACGAGGAGCGGUCAGCUCGGCGCUGCAGAGAAAUGUUCAAUUUGAGUUUAAUUACAGUUCAUGGCUGAUGGACUCGCAAAAGCGCAAACACGGCAUCCAGUUGGCGUUCCGCCUCGGCGAGAUGUCUCGCCACGCCGGAAUCGUCCUCAGCUCCGAGUGCUACAAUACCAGCGACAUUCGCGCGCCGGGCGAUGCGUCGUAUCUUCUAGCGCUCGCGCGAUUUCCCGAAAACUGCCUCCCCUCCCUCGUCCAACGCAAUCCGACCAACUGCGCGGUCAACGCUUUCAAGAGAAAAACGCGCAAGUGUGCUGUUGUUUUGAAGAGGAAAAAUGAUGAUGAAGAAAACUGUCUGUCUGAUUGUAAAAAACAAAAAGCCUUGUCCUAG